UUACUUGCUGGCCUCAGAGCGAGGCUUAUACUCUCGCUUUACGUCAUGCUGUACAAAGCCUUCCAUGUACUCGCGAGACAGACGCCAAAUCUUACAUAGUUUGUGAGCGCUUAGUACGCCCAAAGUAUGACAGUCCGCCGCGUUAAAUGAAAGGGAGCAGACAAGUAUAGAACAUUUACCAGACUCUCUCAUCGGUUGCGGAACGUCCAUACUUUGACACCAUACAUCAUCCUUCAUCGUAAGUCUUACUUGAAGCUCCAAGCGACUAAGAAAUUACUAGGGGAAGGACUUGUCAGUUCUAAUAUUCUGUUAUUUACCUGGGUUGAUUUUGGUGAUUUAAGACUCCUAUGCAGUUCACGGAAUUUUCGGUCGGAAUAAAUGAACCCUCCCCAAGUCAUCUCUCGCUGGACACAGGGAUUAGAUUUUAAUAUUUAAAAUAAAUUUCGUCAGAUAUCAUUAUUUUUUCACCAACAUUACAGUAUUAGGAAGAUUAUCAUGAUUAAUGACAUGCAAAAUUUAACGUCAAGUUAUCAAUAGACAUUUGCAUCGAGAUGAGCACCAAAUGAGUUGUUCGCAGGUUAAGAUGAAUUUGAAAAUCAUCUACCCGAUUAGCAGUCGUCGAAUUCGCAUCUUCAUUGCCUAGAAACUGUUCCUUGUGAUUACAUAAUGUCUACUGCAACUACAAAAGACGUUUCUACUUGUUCUGAAAAAAAAAGGAUUAUCAUAAGAAGCAAUAAUUCAAAACGGUGCAAGACGGGUGAAAACUGACGUUUGAAACAUGUUUUAAUGCCAUCUUAUGUUCAUUAACACACGUUUUUUUCUCGUUUUUACUUGUAAUGUAGUUUCUUCAUUAGUUGUAGCGUUGGAUACUUUGCUCCGGAUCAUAUUGCACAGUAAUCGACAUCAGUAAACUUUGUGGUAAAGGAUAUUUGACAUUAUUUUCGAUGUGAUGAAGUAAAUGUUCUAACAACAGGAGCGAUUUGAAUCGGCGCUUUCUCAAGGUUAUUGGUACGUCGUGUCCGAUGCGAGCGAGCUGGAAAUCAUUGAUCCAGAUGCUUGCAGUAGUCGGAGCAGCUGCGGAGUACUACACGGCUCUCGUCGGCUUCAUAAUGAGUUUUGUUUACUACGGAGCCGCAACGAUACCAACAGAACUCACCUUAUCCCAGAUCGAUCCCUUAUGCUCUGACCACCCUCAUUGUAGAAACAGCCAUCAGACUUGGUGCAGGCAAGUUACUAUGCAGAGUGGCCCGAAGGAACCUAGUCCGGUCAGCAGCGGCUAUGUCCAACGAUCGAUUAUCACCCCUGUUAUAGAGCGAGUAACCUUGGGUUGCACGCUUAUGGUAUUGUUUUUUCGAUGGUUCUGGAAUUGGGGCUCGAGAGAUAAACCGCAACCAUCAUUACCUCAUCUCAAUUUUCGUGCAUCAUCUCUUCUUAAGUAUGUACUCAGAUCAUGUUACACCCUACGAGAGCCUUUUAUCCCAACGACUUGGGCGUCUUUCGGUUACCUUCAAACCCUUCUAGGUGUGAUCCUUUCGGAUAGCACCAUUAGGUAUCGGAGAGAGGUUCUCCAAAUGUCUGAUGGUGGGAUAGUAGCGUUGGAUUGGGCUUGGAAGAAUUCUUCUGUUUCAAAACGUAAAAGGAGGAAAACAUUGUCCAAAGGGCUGAUUGUAAUCAUACCGGAUUUGGUUGCAGGAUCUGGAAAUGUAUCGCGUCUCUGCUCGAGUGCAUACAACAAUGGUUACGAACCAGUCGUCUUUCAUCGAAGAGGGACCAAUGGUUUGCCUCUUAGUACUCCUAAAUGCCAAAGCCUUGGAGAUCCUUUAGAUCUACGUGAUGCACUGUGCUACCUCUCAUCAAGACUUCGUUCUGGGAGACGGAUUAGUGCUAUCGGUCUUGGAUUCGGAGGGAGUCUGCUUUUGUCGUACCUAGGAAAUUAUGGUUCGUCUUCCAGACUGUCCGCGGCGGUUUGUUUAUCACCCAUCUAUGACCUAGAGUCCACCAUCCAGAAGAAUCGACAUAACUCUCUUUUGAAAUGGUUCACUCUUCAAUUACUCAAAUUGAAUUUUACGAAUCAUGUCAACACAAUGCCAAAAUUCUUCGAUCUAGAUGCUGCCUUUUCCUCGGGUACUUUAACACAAUGGUUAGAGAAUGUCGAUUGCCCUAUGUAUAAGAUGAAAGACAUGGUGGAAUAUUGGGAACAUAACGAACCUUUACGUGAAGCUGAUGAAAUCGCUGUUCCACUUCUAUGCAUCAACUCAUUCGAUGAUCCCGUCGUUAAGAAGGAAGACAUUCCAAAUGAAUUAUUCUCUACGCUACCUAAUUUGUUAUUAAUGACAACUGAAAGCGGUGGUCAUUGUGGGUUCCUGCAAGAUUCUUUUAACCCAAAAUCCUGGGCUCACACAGUUGCGAUGGAUUAUAUAGAAGCUGCAUUACAGUUCACUGAAAACGUUACUAAUGAACGGAAAAUUAGUGGCCGUAUGCGUGUUGAUUCCUGAAUUGGUAUAUUUUAUCGAAAAUCAAACAGAUACCUUCAAAUGUUUGCAUCAUCAUUAUUUUUUCCCCUGCUGGAAAAAAUGUACAUGACUACGUUGUUGAAUUAUUGUCAGUACAAUUUUAUUACUUUAAGUACUAUUCAAUUUCAACAUAUCAUUAUAUUGAUAGUAUUUGGGUUACCAAUAUCAUUUGAGACUGACACUUUGUACUUGAUGUACAAAGCCUCAUUGAACGUAUGGAGUUUCAAUUCGGCAAGCAUUGUUCCAUGAUCCCAAAAAAUCUAUUUCGGAGGUAUUGAUUUUGGUUUAUAUAUAAAUGUCUUACCAUUUUUAACCGAAUAGAUGUUAAAGUCGAUAGGAUUCCUUCACACAAUCCAUUCAGACUAUUGUCGAAAAACAUUUAUCUCCUUGCACUCCAUUUCUCUGUUGACGUAGUUGAGUUCAUGCGUUCUGUAGAUUGCACGAUCCGUUAUAAUGAUUCUGUACGAUGUUUUAAUAAAACCGAUAGUUGUAUCACGAGUAAUGAUGAUUGAUGUUGGGUAAUGGACCGUCUAAUAAGUUUUUAAUCGCUACAUCCAGUAUUUGUUUAAUAAUGGCUGAUGACCGUUCAACUGGAUGGUGUUUAAUUGCAUCCUACGUUAUAGCUUCUAGGGUAUAUUGAUAAUAGGACAGUCUCACCGGCGUUACCACUCCAGACCGACCAACUAUAUUAUGUUAUUUCUGAAUAUAUUUCAUCGGUCGGAUAGGAGUUGGUUGUGACUUUAACUUAAUUGGAGCAUUAUAAUUAAUUACAUGGCCAAGUGGAGUCAACAGCACCAUACAUCGGUUAAAUAGCUAAUGUGAUCAGGUGGUCCCUUCACAAACCAAUAUGGAAAAAACAGAAUUCAGUAUUCAACGAGAUAAAUAUCUGUUAAACAAUUAGUGUAAAACACAUGGAACGGAAGUAAUAAAUAGUAAAUACGCAGUUACUAAUAAUUUUGCGUAUUUCCCUAUAACCAUUUUGUUCAUGGAUGACUUUUGGGGUAAGCCCCGACUUUGUUCAAUGCAAGACAAGAGAAAGGCGUACAAUUACACGAUAUCCAUAGGAAAUAUCUUGCAUGUCACCGUGAUAAUGAUUUUCCAUUUCUUUAUUGUCUUUUGCGGAAUAUCCUGCUUUACAAUGGAAAGCUUUCCAUGAUUUAUUAUCCGCCUUCGCUUAACCGCGAAAAACGGUUUGUCGAUGUAAUUACACAAUUUGUAAUUUAACAGUUUUAACAGUAAUAUAACUGAGAUUUGCUGGAUAGUAUGUAAAGCCAUAAUUAUAAAGAGAUUAUAUUCAAGUAUUUUUUUUCGGAAAUAGAAAGAGUUUGUUCAGAAGAUACUUUAUAACGCGUACCGUACUUUAAUAACCAUGAAUACAUCACGUUUACGGAAACUUGAUGUACUCAUCAAUAGGUAAAAUACUAGAUUGAACGGCAAAUCUAUUUCACCGUCUUCCUUUUGAAAUAGAUACUUGGCUCGUUUAUCUGUUUUCUGUUUGUCCUUUUUCUUGUAAGACUACUGUUGAAUUGCUUAUGGGCAAGUCUUGCACGUCUACAUCCGCUACAAACAUCUCUUAAAUACUAUAGAACACAUUCUUCUGACUGAUGAACAUUCAAAAUUAAAACAUGUUGAAAAGCGAGUCUUUCUUUCAAAUGAUUUUAUCACCACGUAAAGAUGGUGUCGUAAACAUGUCUUAGCUAAUAUUUAUGAUACCAUCGUUUACCAAACAUUGACAUUGGGUUUUAUCUGCAUAUGGGAUGAUUUAUGACAUAAAUUCAUAAAGCCUACUAGAACUCGUCGAUUCCAAUGUGUGGCAAAUGCUGUAUAUUGACGUUGCAUGGUUGUUCGUAUCCAAAAGCAAUUACGGGAAUUACGAUUCUUCACAGAGUUGCGUCUUAUCAUGGUGAUAUGUCUACGAGAUUACCUUAAAAGUGUAUAAUCUACAAUGCACACAACAGUUCUAUUGAGAAAAAAAAAACACGGUACAAAUUGCUCACUAAACAUUGGUCAUGUGUUUACAUUCCGCUCAUAUCUUCUGCAUUUUGAAAUUGAAUAGCAUUGUGCCAAACUUUGUGGUAAUACCACACUGCAGUGGUCGUUAAGUCAACUAUAUCCUACCAAAUUUUGUAUAUUGCACCUCUACAGAACGAUUCGACUGCAUGAGCACAGUGAAAUACAUUGAGGGGCAAUACACAUGGUAAUUGAUACAUGUCUCAAACUUUAUGACGUAGACAAUAUAAUACAAGAAAGGAUGUAGAACAUUCUUAAAAGAAAAAAGAGCAAUUUGAAAAAUUGUGAUUUUAUAGUCUCGAAUGUACUGACGAAUAUCUCAUACAACAGUAUGAAGAUGAACUACAUACAUUGGUCCCAAGGGUAAUAGAUCUACGGGUAUUGUAUCUGUCAUUUGACACAUGAAAACGAUAAUAAUGAGCAUACAUUCAUCAACAUUAUCUUCGACAAAUUGAGUACCAAAUUUACUCUUCAUUUUCACCACAUCCUUAAUGUUGUUUUAUAAUGUAACAUGACAUUUUGAGACCGAGAAUUAAUCUGGAUUUGAUAACUUUCCUCCUCAUUAUAGUAGAUCUAGAUCUCUGCCAUUCAAGCAUAUUACUAGUAACGAUCAUAGAAGUCUGUGCCACAUUACAAUAAAGGCUAAUGGCCCGGAGUUAAUGCCCGAAUCUUUUCACUUGUUUUUAUCAGGGACGUGUCCCUCGUGUGAUAAAUGGUUGAUGAUCUCACAUGUUGGUUGAUCUGUUGAUUUAUCUGCUUGUCUGUGAAAUACUUCAAAAAGCGUCUGUUUAAUCCUCUUUAUUUAUUUCCAUCAAUUUUCCCAAUUUUUCUUCUUCAAAAUAAUAGUCUUGCUAUUCUUAUAAUUGCUUCAGAUUCAGAUUUAUAUGUAAAUCUUCCAAUAACGUUGCUUUUGAUUGUUACGAUAAAGAAACAAAAAUGAAGUAUUUGAAAUAAAGGUUUAUUACAGCUUUAACAAUCUUUUAUUGAAUUUAUUUCAUUCACGUUUUGGCAGCUUGGUAGAAUUUUAGAAAAGAAUAUUAAGGCAAUGAGUCCUUCACAUUUCCUAUCACAUGGUAUAUCUUCAAAAGCAAUGGUUAAUUGGGUUGAUGAUAAUAUGAAUUCUUAAUGUGAUACUAAUCAUUAAAGAAUACCCGAAUGGUUGAAUGGUAUCUAGUUUUAAAGCGUAAUGAUACAUAUAUUCGUGAGAUAUAUGUCUAAUAAUCCAACUUUCUAUGAUUUUUUAAUCUAAAAAAAUUAGUUACUUGAAUUAAAAUAUUGAAGUAAGAUAUAAUUUCUACCAGAAUUAACUGAAACUGUGUUGCAAGAUCAAUAUUAUUGAAAAUGGGAACUCGUAUAAACACUGUCAGUAAAAGCGUGUGAGGAAUGGAUUUUAGGAUAAAUUUUGGAAUAUAUAAAAUGAAUUCUAUAUAACAUAAUUGUAUAUAGGAUCAAAAUUAACACUGACCCCUGUAAAUGAACGAUUUUUUAUACUUGCAUUUCCUGAUUAAUACAGUCUGAACUUAAUGCACAUGAAA
Messenger RNA from Lytechinus pictus (painted urchin), 6058 nucleotides. Its product is annotated as protein ABHD15-like. The record is from RefSeq and is a predicted model, not a curated record. NCBI's taxonomy places the organism in Eukaryota, Metazoa, Echinodermata, Echinoidea, Temnopleuroida, Toxopneustidae. The coding region runs from base 1023 to 2495 and encodes 490 amino acids. The transcript has a single exon. Gene Ontology annotation, molecular function: monoacylglycerol lipase activity; short-chain carboxylesterase activity.